Messenger RNA from Racocetra persica, 269 nucleotides. NCBI's taxonomy places the organism in Eukaryota, Fungi, Glomeromycota, Glomeromycetes, Diversisporales, Gigasporaceae. The record is from the annotation of a GenBank genome assembly.
UUACACAUGAACCUGUUAAACCAUUUUUACAACCUAGUUUAAGUGCAAACACCAAAUUCAUAAAAUCUUGGGCAAGCAAACAAAUUGGGUCACACAUGCAACCAACUCCUUUAAAUUUUACAAAGAUGCCAUUAAACCCUGGUAAAAGUGCUGCUGUUAUUGGUCUCAUGCCCUUGAAUCCUGGUAAAAGUACUGCGGUUAUCGGUCUCAGUGGUAUUUAUGAUAAUGGAAAAACUGAAAGUGAUUCGGAAUGUUAUUUUGUGAUUUGA